AUGAUCCCGUGGAGGGGCCCAACCUCGACACCAUCCCCCAAAUACAGCCCGCCGCGCCAUGCGGCCAGGCCAGCAUCCACUCCCUCAGAAGCUGCAUCUGUGUCUGAUGGUCCCAAUCCUCGACUUCCUGUUUUCCUUCGAUGUGUCGACCUGUCAACCCUCCAGCACUCAGCCAUCGAUUCUGCGACUACCUCAUCUGACAUUCACCAAGUCGUAGCAAACAUACCGAAGACCUCGUUUUCGGCUGCUAGCCCAAUCUCAAGCCCGCAUCAAGGAUCGAGCACACAACCUGCGAGGUCAAGAUUGGCUCAGAACUGCCUCCAUCGGCUGGGUUUGGAUUUGUCUCCUAUCCGAAACGCCUCUCAACUUCAGUCCGGCCUGCGUUUGAUGUCAACGUUCAGGAUCUCAGGAGUUCUGCCUUCAAAACGCAACGCUUUCGCUCCUUCAUUCUCACCCAUCAAGCCUUUCACAAGAAUACUGCCCCAGCAGCAAAGGUCUAUGAGCACGGGCGGUAUUUCGAGGAAUCUCUUGGCCAAUCGAGAAGCUGCUGCGAAUAGAAACCCCAACAGCGCGACUGCUCAGAAUGCAUUCUACCAAGUUCUCCUCAAGGCCAACAUGCCCAUGAUUGUUGUCGAACGAUACAAUUCCGGGCGUUUUGCGGCAAAUGAAGCAACAACCGAGGCUUAUCAGCGAGCGCUGGGUAUGCUGAGUUCCGGACAUGCAGUUGGAGCUGCCGACCUCACGGGUCAAGGUGGCGUCGCUGCAAACAACACGCAUCUCAAUGCCGCCCAGCUCCAGGCUGUCGGCCAAGCACUGGCAGCCCAGACCCGUGGUGGCAACAUCGCUGUAGCCAAGGGAGCGCAGGGAACCGGCGCUAAGGACGCACCUAUCCACGUUGUUGUCGAUCAACCCAUCAGCGAUAUACUGUUUCGCUGGAUCAAGUUCCUACUGUGGUUUUGCCUCUUCACGUACCUCAGUCUCGUCGUUGUGACGAUGAUGAUCGAAGGCCUGAACCAGUUCAAACGUCCGGGAGGUAGACUUGAUAACGAGGCCAAGGCUGAGAAUCAAACCACCAGGUUCUCGGACGUGCACGGCUGUGACGAGGCCAAGGAGGAACUUCAGGAGCUUGUUGAGUUCCUCAAGAACCCCGACCGAUUCUCCACGCUCGGCGGCAAGCUCCCCAAGGGUAUCCUCCUUGUCGGCCCUCCCGGAACCGGCAAGACCCUGCUUGCCAGGGCCGUUGCUGGAGAGGCUGGGGUGCCUUUCUUCUACAUGUCCGGCAGUGAGUUUGACGAGGUUUAUGUUGGUGUAGGCGCGAAGCGUGUCCGUGACCUCUUCACAGCCGCCAAGGGCAAGGCUCCCGCCAUCGUGUUCAUUGAUGAGUUGGAUGCCAUUGGUGGCAGGAGAAAUGCGCGCGAUGCUGCCUAUGUCAAGCAGACGCUGAACCAGCUAUUGACCGAGCUUGAUGGCUUCGAGCAAAACAGUGGGGUUAUUAUCCUGGCUGCGACGAACUUCCCCGAGCUGCUUGACAAGGCUUUGACUCGACCGGGACGAUUUGACCGCCAUGUCACCGUGCCGCUGCCCGAUGUUCGUGGUCGACUCGCCAUUCUCAAGCAUCACGCCAAGAAGAUCAAGGCUGCAUCGGAGGUCGAUCUUCAGGCUAUUGCUCUGCAGACCUCGGGCAUGUCUGGUGCUGAGCUGGAGAGCAUUGUCAACCAGGCCGCUAUUCACGCCAGUAAGGCCAAGUCGAUCGCCGUCUCGAUGAAAGACUUUGACUGGGCCAAGGACAAGGUGAUCAUGGGUGCUGAGCGUAAGAGCAUGGUCAUCAGCCCCAAGGAGAAGGAGAUGACCGCCUACCACGAGGCUGGCCACGCCCUCGUCAGCUACUAUCACAAGACUGGCCCCAGCCAGCUUUACAAGGUCACCAUCUUGCCGCGUGGUCGAAGUCUGGGUCACACUUCGCAACUCCCCGAGAUGGAUCGCUACUCCUUCAGCUUGAAGGAUUAUCUCAUCUCGAUUGAGAUUGCUUUGGGUGGCAAGCUCGCUGAAGAGAUCGUCUAUGGAAGCGACAUGGUUACAAGUGGUGUUUCGAGCGACCUUGAAACGGCUACUUCGAUCGCUUUCCAGAUGGUAGCGCAGCUUGGCAUGUCUUCCAAGCUCGGCCCGGUCGAGUACCAGAACCGCUACAAGGAGCUCAGCUCAGAGACGCGAGCCUUGAUCGAGUCGGAGGUCCAGAAGACCCUCUCCGAUUCCUACGAACGCGCAAAGCAGCUACUCCUCUCCAAGCGCAAGGAACUCGAUCUCUUGGCCAAGGCUCUCGUCGAAUACGAGACUCUGGACAAGAGCGAGGUCGCCAAGGUCAUCGCCGGCGAGAAGUUGCCGGAUCGUAUCCCCGUCCCGCUCGGCCCUAUGACGGUCCCCAAACCCGCCAACCCUCUCGACGCGCUCCCGCCGCUGUCCGGUGCCGAGGGCGACAACGAGAACAACGGCCCGCCGCCGCCAGCCCCUCCCGGGACGAUCUAA
This is a messenger RNA of Thyridium curvatum, 2523 nucleotides long. RefSeq lists its product as uncharacterized. Gene Ontology annotation, molecular function: ATP binding; metalloendopeptidase activity; ATP hydrolysis activity. Gene Ontology annotation, cellular component: mitochondrial inner membrane. Bases 1 to 2523 code for a protein of 840 amino acids. Gene Ontology annotation, biological process: protein quality control for misfolded or incompletely synthesized proteins; mitochondrion organization. NCBI's taxonomy places the organism in Eukaryota, Fungi, Ascomycota, Sordariomycetes, Thyridiales, Thyridiaceae. The transcript has 2 exons. The record is from RefSeq and is a predicted model, not a curated record.